UCUGUACGAGUUAACGAGUCCAACAGCAAAUGAAAGCGAGAAAUUGACAGUUGUGCCUGAAAAGCGUAACGCGACGCACGUCUUUUUUAAACGAAACGGAAACGAAUUUGAAACAAAAAAAAAAACAACAAAAAACUUAAAAUUAAAACUCUAUCUGAAAAUUGAAGCGAAAAACUUGAACAAAGUAAAAAUUAAUAAAAAACAAUUAAUUGAAUAUUAAAUAACGAUUUUGUACUUUGUAAAUAACUGUGUCAAGUAAGAAAACAACAAAAAAGUGUAAGUGCAUAAAGUGUUGUUGGCGAAAAUAUGUUUGGCUGUCAGUUGUGGCCAGCGCAUUAUUAUUAACAUCAGACUCUAUACAAUAUUUCUUCGCAAUAAACGUCAGCGAGCGUAAAGCAACGACAAAUAAGAAAGAAAAAAAUAAAAUUGAAAAAGUAAAAAAAAAACAAAGAAACACAAAAGAAAAAAUAACAACAAAGUCAACAUCAGCAGCAAUUAUAGCAGCAGCCGCAUCUGUAACAAUAACAACAAAUAGUCAAGCAUCAAGCAGUCCAGUUCGGUGGGGUCAAGAACGUCAUUGAAUUUUUGAACUGGUUAAACUCGAUUAACCGUGCUUUUAGUGGAAAAUUAACUUGCCUUGCCGAUAUUAUUUUCACAACUCAAGUCAAGUGUCCUGCCACUUCACGCAACUUAAGCACAGCAACAAACUCUUCAAACACUCGAGGAUAAAACUUAAAAAAUACAAAUAAGCGAAGCGAAAAGAAAUCUGCGAACGAAUUAAUCUCCGCACAACAAUAAGAUCCGCUUUUCGUGCCGUCAUCUUUUGUCUAUCAACUCUCAAGUACGGCUUGUCAAGUGCUUUCGACGAAGUACCGCCAUCGAUACCACCGAUAACAUUAGUGUUGUUGUUGUCAAUUGACUUUUUGUUAUACCUUUUGUCCAGAGCUUUUUGUGUGCGCGCGCUUUGUCGUCGCUUGUGAACAAUGGUUGCAAUCGAACAUCGCCAAAAGUCAUCGACAGCAGCAACAGCAACAGCCACAGCGACAUCAUCAGCAACAAUCAAUAUAGCGGUAUUAUCGCCAACAUCGUCCGCCUCGUCAGCAUCGGCUGCUUCGAAUACAACUACAACGACCACAUCGAGUAUACAACAAACUCAACAACAGAAACAAGAACAACAACAACAACAAGUAAAACAAGUCGAGAAGCCACAAUUGUUGGACGGUGAAGACGAAGGUGAAGUAGAAGCAGUAGAAGAAAUAUUGAAAUCGAACCAGAAAUCACCAAUAAAGCAAAAAUCAUUGAAAAUGUCCCAAGUGGAGCCACCCGCCGAGACGAAAAGUUCGGAGAGCAAACAACUUAUGGUUACCAGCACUGCCGGUGCGGUGUCGAAGAGUGCCGUUAGUCAGCGCAACGUCGAUAUAAAAAUUGCCAAAAAAUCCAAUUUAGACGUAGCCACCAAAGAGCUAACGAAGAAGGUACUCAAGUUGGAUUUAACGGGGAAAGAGUUGGAUGAGUUUUCCAUCAAAUCACCCAAAUCGCCAAUAGCGCGCUUACCGCAUCAAACAUCACUCACCUCCUCUGUCGAUGUGGAGGAUCGCAAAACGUUACGUGAGGCCUUAUACCAGGGUAUAUUUCAUCGUCAUCGAAGAACCAUAUUCGCCGUAGGUAGUUUCUUACGAAUGUUACGCAGUCGCAAUUCCCAAUACAACACCAUACGUAGCUCCUCGGAGGGUGAGGAUGUGGAUGAGGUUGUUAGAUAAGACAAUGAUAAAGUGUAGACAAAAUAUAUCUACAGCUACACAUACACACAUACAUAUAUAUAUACAGUUAUAAAUAAAAAAAUGAGCGAUAAUGUAUGAUAUGUAAACAAGUAUAUAAAAAUAAUAAUAUAUAUAUAAAUAUGUACUGAAGUGUGUACCCACAUACAUACAUAUUUAGUAUAGAAAUGAUAUGUAAACAUAUGCAGGUGAGCGUUAUAAAAGGACAAAAAGAAAUGUUACUGUUAACAAAUAUAUACAUACACAUGUAGUUGCAUACAAACAUAUAUAUAUAUACAAAUGAAAAGUCAUGUAGAAAGAUAUGAUAUAUUGUAGUGUGUUGGUAAUAUGAUUAUGAUGGCACACCUGCAGAAAUACAGAAGAAAAGCAACAAAAAAAAAACUAGAGGAGCCAACUGCGUUGCCACAGCCAUAGAUAUGUACAAGCA
Molecule: messenger RNA, 2205 nt
Organism: Ceratitis capitata (Mediterranean fruit fly)
Lineage: Eukaryota; Metazoa; Arthropoda; Insecta; Diptera; Tephritidae
Product: phospholipase D A
Exons: 5
Coding region: 984-1760 (258 amino acids)
Source: RefSeq, a predicted model, not a curated record